GCGGGGCGGUCAGCGUGUAGGGGGCGGGGCGCUGUGCCCACUCUGGGCGCCUAUACCAUGGCAAUGGCUUCCAAAGGGCUGUACACCGUCUUAAGCGAAAACUUUUUUACGUGUCAUAUAUGUUUAGGGGAAUAUAAAGACCCAAGAGUGCUCCCCUGCUACCACACGUUCUGCCUGAAAUGCAUUGCUGACCAUGCAGCCAAAAAUGGUGUCCAGAACAAGUUCUCCUGUCCCGUGUGUCGCCAAGAGGCCCCCAUACCACCAGGUGGGUUAGAAACUCUUGUGAAAAACUUCUUUUUGAAAAAACUUGCAGACUUCACGAAAAGUCAGAGAAAACUUCAGGGGAAACUUUGUGAUUUUUGUAAGCAUAAAGAGGCUACUUUGCUGUGCCAGGGAUGUCCAAAAGCCAACCAGAUGUGUGCUACAUGCCGUGAUUCCCAUGCAUUAAAUGGACAUCACUUUGUACCUCUGUCACAAGUCGACUUCUCAGAACACACACGGGAACAGUUACGCCACGUGUUAGAUAAAACCCAGUAUUGUGAUAAACACGCCGGAGAACAGUUGGCAUUCUAUUGUGAAAACGAUGACACCGUCAUAUGCAGGGAAUGUGUUGUAGAAACCCACAGCAAACACGACUUCAAAAAAGUAGGGGAUGUGGUGAAGGUUCAACGGGAUCUACUGCAAGAGAAGGUAAAAUGCCUCCCAACGGAGACACUGCUUCGCUUUGUAAAGGCAGAAAAGGCCAUUGUACGAACAGAAGAAAAGCUGACAAAAAAUCAAGAAAAAAUUCUUCGUUUGGUGGAUUCUCAAAAAAUUGCCAUGACAAAGGAGAUAAAGGAAAACAGUAAAACUAUUGACAGAGAACUUAACGAUUAUUACCAGCAAGUAGAGAAAGACGUACGUGAACAGACGAACGCGUAUUUAACAGGUGUCAAACAGGUGUUGGAAACGUAUCGAACAAAAGUGCAGUCCGAUUACUGCGAAAUGCAAAAAGUUAUAGAUGACAAUAGCAGCAAAAUAACAGCAGAAGUGAAGACACUCACCUCCACGCAGGUGAAGACUUUAGAAGCUGAAAAGGACAAUCAAGAAAUGAACAGGAUUUCCAUUCAGAGUAUUCGUGAUUUCGUUCAGCAGCUCACAGACACUGGUUCUGACAUAGACGUCAUGACCCACUCUAAAAAACUCCAAACUAAAAUCCAGGAGUUACAGACAUCUGAACCGGUCUUUGAUACCAAGACCACCGACAUCACAUUUACACCAGGGAAAAAAAUGGACCUUGUGCUACAGUUUCCUAAAAUUCCUGAACCACGGCCGCUGUCCAUCAAAAAGGGGUCCAUUACGGCUAAAACUUACCGGGGUCCCUUCGAUGCAUGUUUUGGAAGUUUGAAACAAGAGACAGUAUACUACCCCGAGCUGAUGGAAUUUCAGAAGGUCACAUGGCUCGAAACGCGAGAGCGGCAGAUAUCUUUUUAUGUUGAGAGACUGCUGUUGGACAGCCAGUGCACGGAUGACGGUUGCUUUUUAGUUGCAUGUGGUAUUAUGUUCUUACAGACCGUGUGUGUAUUCUCCAGCACAGGUGAACUUGAAAGAGUGUUUAGUAAAAAGGGAGGGGCGAGGUGUAUCAGUACAGUCAGUAACGAUAGAUUCUUGGUCACAUGCAAAGAUAAAAGUUGUAGACUGUAUUCAACAUCAGGUCAGGUUGUCCAAUGUUUCGGUCAGGGUGAUAUGACUGACCCCUGGGGUAUCACUGUGGACCGUACAGAGGGUAAGGUUUACGUGUGUGAUAGCGGUGCACAGUGCAUCUGUGUGUACGACUUGAAAUCUUUCCAACUUGUUAACAGAAUCCCUAUCCCAAUGUGCAGUAAAUAUUUACAGCGCUGUGCAUACCACCGCGGCAUCAAAGCAAUAAUAGUCAGCGACAACAGUGCCCACUGUGUGUAUGCAGUGACACCCCAGGGUGACGUCAUGUUCCAAUACGGAACGCGAGGUCAGAGUGGAAGUGCAGACGGACAACUGAAUAAUCCACUCGGAGUGUGCAUAGAUAAGUUUGGGCACAUAUUCAUAGCUGACAAUUUUAAUCACAGAGUGGUUGUCCUUAAUCCACGAGGAAGAUUCAUACGAAAUAUUUCGACAAGGCGAGAACUCAGUAGAUUUCUACGUUUUAUGCUGACCGCCGGGAGUGACGACUUUAAACGCCCCGUGUCCGUCAGUAUCAAUAAUAACGGGGAGCUCGCUGUUGGAACUUACACCGGUGCAGUAUCCACGUAUAAGUAUAUAGACUGCAAUUGACUCACAAGAUAUUACACUGUGGUGAUGUUUGAAUUGUGAUGUCACUGAGAAAAAUGUAAUGAACGCACUACACACGUACAUAAGAAAUCUAUUUCUUUCUAUUGUUAUUGAAAGUGUGAAGAAAUUCUAUAUGAAUAUUUUAAUUAAAAUCAAUGUAUGUGUAAAUAUGAAAUGAGGGAUU
Molecule: messenger RNA, 2470 nt
Organism: Lingula anatina
Lineage: Eukaryota; Metazoa; Brachiopoda; Lingulata; Lingulida; Lingulidae
Product: E3 ubiquitin-protein ligase TRIM71-like
Source: RefSeq, a predicted model, not a curated record